Molecule: messenger RNA, 3727 nt
Organism: Periophthalmus magnuspinnatus
Lineage: Eukaryota; Metazoa; Chordata; Actinopteri; Gobiiformes; Gobiidae
Gene: pnpla3
Product: patatin-like phospholipase domain containing 3
Exons: 9
Coding region: 280-1668 (462 amino acids)
Biological process (GO): lipid homeostasis; triglyceride catabolic process; positive regulation of triglyceride catabolic process
Cellular component (GO): membrane; lipid droplet; cytoplasm
Molecular function (GO): triacylglycerol lipase activity
Source: RefSeq, a predicted model, not a curated record
CAGCUCACUGCUCCCGGCCGCGCUCACCUCCUCCUCCUCCUCCUUUCUCCUCCGCCCGCACCUUCUCCGGUUCCCCGCGGACUGGACCAGGGCGCACUGGACCAGGGCAGACUGGACCAGGGCGCACUGGACCAGGGCAGACUGGACCAGGGCGCACUGGACCAGGGCAGACUGGACCAGGGCGCACUGGACCAGGGCAGACUGGACCAGGGCGCACUGGACCAGGGCAGACUGGACCAGGGCGCACUGGACCAGGGCGGACUGGACCAGAGUCCGACCAUGUUCGACCUUAACGCCGGCUGGAACCUGUCCUUUGCCGGGUGCGGGUUCCUGGGCAUCUAUCACAUCGGAGUGGCGAGUUGUUUCCUGGAGAAGGCGCCGUAUCUGGUCCACGGAGCCUCCAGGAUCUACGGAGCCUCGGCCGGAGCUCUGACCGCCUCUGUGCUCGCGAGUGAGGCGUGUAUCGCCAAAUGCUGUGAGGAUGUGAUCGAUGUGGCUAAAGAGGCUCGUCGGAGGAACCUGGGCCCCCUCCACCCGUCGUUUAACCUGGUAAAAGUGCUUCGCUCUGGACUCAACCGCGACCUCCCCUCGGACGCUCACCUCCGGGCCUCGGGGCGACUCUGUGUUUCCCUGACCCAAGUGUCCGACGGGAAGAACGUGCUCGUGUCACAGUUCAGCUCCAAAGAAGAGCUUAUACAGGCGCUGGUCUGCAGCUGCUUCAUCCCCAUCUACUGCGGCCUGAUCCCCCCCUCGUUCAGAGGAGUGAGGUACGUGGAUGGGGGCAUCAGUGAUAAUCUGCCCCAGUCUGAGCUGAAGAACACCAUCACCAUCUCCCCGUUCUGUGGAGAGAGCGACAUCUGCCCCCGAGACGGGUCCUCCAGCUUCCACGAACUGCGCUUCACCAACACCAGCAUCAAGAUGAACCUGGGGAAUAUGUACAGACUGAGCAAGGCCCUGUUCCCCCCAGAGCCAAAGAUAAUGGCUGAGAUGUGCCAGAGUGGAUAUAAAGAUGCUCUACGCUUCCUGGAGGAUAACAACUUGUUGAUGACCACUCAUCCCUCCUCUGGCCCCUCCAUGGUGGACCCCCCUCCGGGCUGCUGCUGUGCCCAGACGGAGAGCACCCGAGAGUGGGUGCUGCGGCGACUCAGGCUCCUGAGGAAGCAGCACUGGUGGUUGGACGAGAAACUGAACCUACCCAGCAACAUCAAGAAAGUGUUCUGCGAGGCGUGCCAGGACAGAGCCGGUCUGGUCUCCACGGUUACAGGCAUGUUACCGAUGCGUGUGGCCUCGUACAUGUUACUCCCCUACACGCUCCCGGUGCAGUCGGCCUACUCCGCAGCUCAGAGGUUUGUGGAGUGGAUCCCAGAUGUUCCCGCUGAUGUGCGAUGGAUCUUUGGAAUGGCAGGAAAUGUGUACAGACAGGCCCGGAGAGCCCCCGCCCCGAGCAGUGACUCUGGCCUGAGGAAGUGUCUCAGCGUCCCCCCUCUCACCUCAGAGAAAGAGCGCCCCCUGGAUUUGGAUGCGCUCUCCUCUUUAGAUCUUCAUGGAAACUACUGGGAGAUCCCCCAAACCCCCACCUCUCCCUCCUCCACCCACAUCUCCUCUCCCCAGCAGGUCUGCUUCUUCGUGGGUUCGCCGGACGAUGAGGCCGGCUCAGCUACGGAGUGAUGGAAGGGACAAAAAGCACUUUAAAAAAACUCCCAUAUGUCAAAGCAAAUGAGAGCACUGCACAAAAAAGGAACAUGUUUUUAAAGGAGCCAUGUUUUCUGAUCUGUGUUAUAAUAUAACCCUAACCACACAAAGCUGCACAUUUAGGCUGAGUUCUUCUCUCAAACACUCUGUUCCACCUUGUGAUGUCAUCAUGUGGUAAUACAGGAAGUGCUCCACUGUGUUUUUAAACUCCACCUUCACUAGAAUCGUUUGGAUCAUUUCAGAACUAGAAAUGCUAAUAUCUAUUGAACUAAAGGUAAAAUGAGCUGUUAACUUGAAAACUACCACUUCAUGACAUCACAAGGUGGAACAGAGCGUUUUGAGGUUUGGAGAUGUAACAGACAAAUAAUAAUUCGUCAAACAUGUGUGAAUGAAACAAAACACAACUCCAGGUCUGUUUUUCAGGAGGUAAAAACAUAAAAUGGCUCAAAACUCACAGGAGUCUUUAACCUUUUCACUCCGACGGCACAGAAGUUCAAAAGUGUAAAUUUAAAAAAAGUAUAUUUAAAAUGUUUUGAGGAAAAGACAAAAAUGUGUUUAGGAUUUCAAGAUUAAAUUAUUUCACAAUAUUUUUCAAAAAUAGUUAUUGGAAGAAUGUACCUCUGCAUUUGACCCAUCCUUCAGUGUGUCUGGGUUAAAAGUGUCAGGAGCAGUGGACCAGGACUAGACCAGGACUAGACCAGGACUAGACCAGGACUAGACCGGGACUAGACCGGGACUAGACCGGGACUAGACCGGGACUACACCGGGACUAGACCGGGACUAGACCAGGACUACACCAAGACUAGACCAGGACUAGACCGGGACUACACCGGGACUAGACCGGGACUAGACCAGGACUACACCAGGACUAGACCAGGACUAGACCAGGACUAGACCAGGACUAGACCAAGACUAGACCAGGACUAGACCGGGACUACACCGGGACUAGACCGGGACUAGACCAGGACUACACCAGGACUAGACCAGGACUAGACCAGGACUAGACCAGGACUAGACCAGGACUAGACCAGGACUAGACCAGGACUAGACCAGGACUAGACCAGGACUAGACCAGGACUAGACCAGGACUAGACCAGGACUACACCAGGACUACACCAGGACUAGACCAAGACUACACCAGGACUAGACCAGGACUAGACCAGGACUAGACCAGGACUAGACCAGGACUAGACCAGGACUAGACCAGGACUAGACCAGGACUGUAGUUCCUGUAGGUGGAGGAGUACUGUGCAUGUUUUAUGCUUCUUGACACAGGCAGAACAUGCACAAUGCAGAGGAGGACCUUCUUGCUGUGAGACAUGGGGCAAAGCACUACACUGAACCUGGAUAUGACGGGGUAAAACAGAGGGAUUCUGUUUUACAUCACAAAUACUUCCUGGAUUUUCUUCAGUGUUUCAUCCAUAAACUUCACUCAUGUGUUUUAUGUAAAGAACUAAGUGCCUUUUAUGUGUUAAUUAUUAAGUCAUUUUUAUGAAACCAAGAAGCACAGAUCACCUUGUCUUCUGGAAUGUUCACUUUUCUCCAUGCAUGUUUGAGUAAUCUAGUGAUCUCUCCCAGGGCCUAUUCAAAUCCUCCUGGUGUAAGGCUCCGCCCACAAGUGUCACAAACACAUGUUAAUAUGUUGUUUUUGGCAAAUAUAGCAUUUUGAAAACAAUGAAACAUGGUGAUCUAAAUGUUCUACCUCCUCUUUAAUACACAUAGAAGUAAAACAGACACAAACUCUUUAAUCAUCGUUAAUGUCAAACAUGGAGGCUCUGUCUACUUAACCUCUAUAUCGUUUGUUUCGGAUUUGUGCCAUUUUCUCUUUAUCUGUUUAUCAUGUUUAUUCAUUUAAUCUGGUAAAACUUUCAAAAAGUUUUGGGAGAUAUUGUGGCUCUGAAAUGUUUUGGGGUGAGUCUGACCCCGAGUGCGUAGGACCCCCAGGUCUUUUUGAUGUGGAUUUUUUUGUAAAUAUUGACCAUUUGUAAUUACUGAAAUUUGGUUCAUUUUGGCUGUUUUAAUUAAAUACAAAUGU